AUGGAUCUGUUCAACAUUAAACUCAGCCUGCUGCAUAGGGAAAUGCACUAUGCAUUCCUGGGGGGAACGGGAGAUAUGAAUGAGGAGCGGUUGGGUGAUGCCAGUGGAGGAGACAAUGCUGAGACCUACAGUGACAAAGACACAGACCAAAGGAGUUCUCCAGACAUGACUAAAGCCAAAAGUGGCUUCCCUCCUGAAAGCCCUGAAAUUGUUUCAGUGGAUGAGGUUGGUUAUGCAGUUCAGAAAAAUGGAGUGAGCACAGAGAGCCGUCCAGACAGUCCCAAGUACCACCCAGAGCAGAACCACCUCCUGAUAGAAGGUCCUUCUGGGACAGUUUCUUUACCAUUCAGUUUGAAAGCCAACAGACCUCCACUUGAAGUCUUGAAAAAGAUCUUCCCUAGCCAAAAGCCAACUGUGCUGGAGUUGAUCCUGAAGGGGUGUGGUGGUGAUCUCGUGAGCGCUGUAGAGGUUCUCCUGUCCAGUCGAUCUUCGGUGUCCAGUGGGGAGAGAACGUCUGCAGAAUCUGAUGGUCUUGUUUUGCCUUCAAACGGGCACAUUUUUGAACAUACACUGAGUUCGUACCCUAUUUCCUCUUCCAAGUGGUCUGUGGGCUCAGCAUUUAGAGUUCCUGACACGCUGAGGUUCUCUGCCGAUUCCAGUAAUGUUGUGCCAAAUCCUCUGGCUGUACCUUUGCAGCACCCUUUCCCUCAGCCUCCACGCUACCCAUUGAUGCUGAGGAACACCUUGGCAAGAAACCAGUCCAGCCCUUUCCUGCCCAAUGACGUCACCCUGUGGAACACCAUGACGCUGCAGCAGCAAUAUCAGCUGCGGUCCCAGUAUGUCAGUCCUUUCUCUAGCAACUCAGCCAGCGUUUUCCGAAGCUCACCUGUCCUUCCUUCCCGCUCGUCAGAAGAUCCUAGGAUCUCCAUCCCUGAUGACGGCUGUCCCAUUGUGACUAAGCAACCAAUUUACACAGAAGAUGAAUAUGAUGAAAGGUCUGAUUCUUCAGACUCAAGAAUACUCAACACAUCUUCUUAGACUGCCAUUUGACACAUGAUAGUUACAUGAUACCUGCAGUGCAGCUGAACUACUGGGCCCUAGGAGGAGGGACAAAUACUCUACAAAACCCUUGCAAUUGUAUUAAAUAGUGACUUUGCUUGGUAUUGUACUAUAGCAAUAAAGACAUAAUUUAUUUAAUUUCUUGCACUUCACUGGAUAAUGCCAAAUAGCAAUAC
This is a messenger RNA of Chaetura pelagica (chimney swift), 1235 nucleotides long. It is a transcript of the gene DMRT3, whose product is annotated as doublesex and mab-3 related transcription factor 3. Lineage: Eukaryota; Metazoa; Chordata; Aves; Apodiformes; Apodidae. Gene Ontology annotation, molecular function: protein binding. The record is from RefSeq and is a predicted model, not a curated record. The transcript is spliced from 2 exons. The coding region runs from base 1 to 1038 and encodes 345 amino acids.